UUAGAGGACUUUCCUAAAAGGUGCCCUUCCGAUGUGUCCUCAAAAAUUGUGAAUUUGUACGACGUCGCAUAGUUGGGUUUGCUAAUUUUGUGAAUUUGACGUUUGGUACGGGGAGAGAGAGGGAGAAAGAUGGGAGGAAGGGGAGCAGGGGAAGCGUUGAGGGCCUACAGAGCGGUGUUGAGAGCAACUCGGAAAUCGUUCGUCGGUGAUACGGUGAUGCUAAAGGAGUCUGCGGCCGAAGUGAGGAAGAAAUUCGAGGAGAACCGUCACGUGACUGCCGAUUCGGAGAUGCAGAGACUACUUGAGGAGGCUCGAGAGGCCUCUCACUUCAUCUCUACCAUGAUCGUCCAGGCCAAACUCAGUUCCCGUGGCGGUUACGAAGUGAAGCUAGGUGAAGAGCAUGCAGGAGCUACACUUGAGACUCCUGAAGAAAUUCUGAAAACGUCCAUCUGAAAAGAGGAAGAAUGGAUAAUAAUGCAGGAGAUUAUUUGCAGUAUGGGCCUUAUCAGUUGAGGUAUUCUGAAGUGUUGUUUAUCUUUUAAAAUAGCUGAGACAUUUGGGUCGUUACGAACUGUUAAUGGUUUAUUGCAAUCAAGGAUCAGCUGCGAGUUUUUGGCUUUUCUCUGUUUUUUAAGUUGGUUUAUGAAUGUAUAUGCUCAAUGCUUCAGUGAGAAGCUUAGGGUGUCAACCUUCAUUUGUACUUGAUAAUGAAAUGAAACAUUAAAUGACAUUCAUCAACGUGGCUAAUAAGCCCUAAC
Messenger RNA from Ilex paraguariensis (yerba mate), 758 nucleotides. Lineage: Eukaryota; Viridiplantae; Streptophyta; Magnoliopsida; Aquifoliales; Aquifoliaceae. The record is from the annotation of a GenBank genome assembly.